Haliotis rubra (blacklip abalone) is the source of this 1912-nucleotide messenger RNA. RefSeq names its product RUS family member 1-like. The record is from RefSeq and is a predicted model, not a curated record. Lineage: Eukaryota; Metazoa; Mollusca; Gastropoda; Lepetellida; Haliotidae.
UGAAAACAAUAUGGCUGCGCCCAUGCACAUGCGGCAGUGUUUACGUUGAUGUUUUUGUUUAUGUUUGGAAUUAUUGCUUUUUGAAUUUAGAAAUUGAUGAUCGUCGAAAUGAAAGAGGAUAAGCAGAAUAUGAUUGUUUUUCAGGAAAUUUAUGGAUCAACGCCUUAAAAAGACUAUUUGAGGAAGUCCGACGGUCAACUGUCUGUUGUGGACAGAUCACCAAAAUACACUUCUGUGUCACAAUUCUUUCGAUCAGUGUUUCUACCACAAGGCUACCCUGAGAGUGUGAGUGAGGAUUAUGUUGCCUACCAAGUCUGGGACACAGUGCAGGCGUUCGCUAGCAGUAUCACAGGUACAAUGGCUGCUCAGGCGAUGUUGAAGGGAGUUGGUGUUGGGGACAAAACAGCGACGGUGCUGGCUGCUACAAUGACCUGGCUGCUGAAAGAUGGGACUGGGAUGCUGGGACGCAUCGUCUUUGCCUGGAUACAGGGUACAAAUCUUGACUGUGACGCAAAAAGAUGGAGGUUGUUUGCAGAUAUCCUAAACGACUUUGCAAUAUUCCUGGAAAUACUGGCACCGAACUUUCCCCAUUACUUCACCCCCAUAGUGUGCGUGGCAGGUGUGUGCAAGUCGGUGGUUGGUGUGGCAGGGGGCGCCACUAGAGCUGCUCUAACGCAGCAUCAGGCUCGCAGAAACAACAUGGCGGAUGUGUCAGCUAAAGAUGGCAGCCAGGAAACACUUGUAAAUCUGGCAGCCCUUAUUUGUAAUCUAGUGCUGGUUCCCAUGGUAACUGGUCAUCAAUUUAUCAUAUGGAUGUUAUAUCUGGUAUUCACUGCUGUUCAUCUGUAUGCCAACUACUCAGCUGUUACAUCAGUUGUCAUGGAAACAUUAAACCAAGCCCGUCUCCAUAUUCUACUACAGUCAUAUUUCAAGUCAGCAGAGAUUCCCUCCAUCCGUAGAGUAAACAAACAAGAACCUGUCAUAUUUGCAAUAAAAAGGAAGAUUUCUAUCAAACUGGGGUCAUCUUUAAGUGAUGUUUGUAAAAAAAUGCAUGAUCUAGAUGUGCUGGAGAGUAUAUACAGGCAAGGACGGUAUAUGUUAGCACUCAACAGGCAGAAAAAUUGUGUUUACAUUGUCCUGCAUGAAGACAGCACUGUCACAGACCAGGUCCAGAGUUUGGUGCAGGCUGAGGUGAUAGAGUAUGUGGCUAAUAAUCUCCAGGACAAACAGAAUCUGAGUAUAGAAAUGCAGGAAAUUGCUGCUGGUAUGAUAGAAGACAACAUUCACAAGAUCCUGCAGGUAUCCUACAAGCUGGUUGCCAUGGUUCCUGCACUCCUCCACCAGAUGGCGCUGCAGGGCUGGGACACACAGAAGGCGCUGUUUGGGGCAGACGAGUGGCGGGCACACUGGGACUUCACGCAUGGCUUGGAAAGGAAGAAGGACUUCUGAGCAAGACACCAUUGAUAAAACAGUCCAUUUCAUUUUAAAGAGAUGAUCCAGUAUGUGACAUUUUACUCAUGAGGAGAUCUUGGAUGGAUAUCAUUUCCAAAUGGUCCUCAAGGUUGUUUUGGGCUGAGAACUAAAACAAGGGUUUAAUUUAUUUCAAAUAAAAGGCAGCAUAAACAUUUCCGUAAUAUCUAAAAGCAAUCUCAUGUUGACGAUGUAAGUAUGUGUUUUAGAAUCAAUAUUAAAUAGUGAAGAUGCCUGGAAAAGAUGAGUAUAUAUUGCCAGACCAGUGGCACUGUCACACAUAAAGGCAACUCCAGCUGUUCACCUGAAAAUACUCUGGAACCUAUAGUACAUGUCAAAAUAAUAAUAAUUGCACUGGAGAAAGAUGUUGAAAGAACUAAAACAAUGACAUCUAACUACUGUUGUGUUUUUAUGUAUGUAUAUUAAAUGCCAUUAUGUCAUU